GGUCGGAGACUCGGCGGCGGCAGCGGGCGAAAAAAGGCGCGUACGGUCCGGGCACGAUCAGAAAAUGGAUACUGAGAGGUUGAAGAAGAUGGCCAGCGCAGUUCGCACUGGAGGAAAGGGCAGCGUGCGCAGGAAGAAGAAGGCAGUCCAUAAGACAACUACGACAGAUGACAAAAGGCUUCAGAGCACUUUGAAAAGAAUAGGGGUCAAUGCUAUCCCUGCUAUAGACGAGGUCAACAUUUUCAAAGAUGAUUUCGUGAUACAAUUUCAGAACCCUAAAGUGCAAGCUUCAAUUGCUGCCAAUACAUGGGUCGUCAGCGGUUCUCCUCAGACAAAAAGACUUCAGGAUGUUCUGCCUAGCAUACUGAACCAACUAGGUCCUGAUAACUUAGACAACCUGAGGAGGCUAGCAGAGCAGUUCCAGAAGCAGGUACCCGCUGCUGCUGCUCCUCCGGCUCAGGAGGAUGACGAUGAUGACCUCAUGAAGCGCUAUCUGCACAUGAAACCAGAGGGUCGAGAAUUCAUGGUGUGUAUCUGCAGUAGUAGAAGCACCAAGGGAAUUCAUCUGCAAUUUGGUGGUAGGUCGAGGGCCUAUCUGCAAUUAAACCUAGAACUUAAUGAUACACAGAUCAAGACGGAUAGCAAUCAUUAUCAAAACGAGGAAAACAUACUGGGCUAG
Messenger RNA from Asparagus officinalis (garden asparagus), 679 nucleotides. Its product is annotated as nascent polypeptide-associated complex subunit beta-like. The record is from RefSeq and is a predicted model, not a curated record. NCBI's taxonomy places the organism in Eukaryota, Viridiplantae, Streptophyta, Magnoliopsida, Asparagales, Asparagaceae. Gene Ontology annotation, cellular component: cytosol; nascent polypeptide-associated complex. The transcript has 7 exons. The coding region runs from base 65 to 679 and encodes 204 amino acids.